UAGAAUAAUUAAUUAAUUAUAUAAAUGAAAACAAUUGUAGAAGUGUUAAAGAAAGUAUGAAUUGUUGACUUGAUUACAGGGGGCACCAAGGGACAGUGCCUGUUAACAGUCUGGUAAUAAAUGUAUCGACAACCAACGUUGGGCCGAUGUAGUCUUGCUAUCUGGUUUGGGGGUUGUUGUUUUUUUGUUUUUUUUUUUUUUAUUUAUUUAUUUAAUUUUUUCCCUUCCUUUUCUACACAGGGGAUCAGCCUACUUUUCUAAUUUUUUUGAUUUUUAAUGAUUUAUUUAUUUAUUUAUUUUUUGUUCUUGUAUCAUGCUAUCAUUACACAUGUGAAUAUCGUUGUGGUGGCAAAGGUUGUACGUUUCUAUUGUUUACAUCAUGUGAUUAGAUUGUAGUCACGUGAACAAUUUCACAAAAUGAAAGUUGCGCCUCUUGUCGUGAACUUUCAUAACAGUUCUACUUCCGGUCAUCACAGCUGAGGCCGUGAUCAGAGGUCUUGGAAGUGGACAAGAAUUAGAACAGCAGACCAUAUAGCAUUACACUAAGACCACUAAGACAUGCUGAGACUACCCUCUGUUAGUUACAUUUGCCGUCACGUGAUCGAAUAUUCCCCCUGCUGCUUGUAUAGCUCUAAAUCAGGCAGUCAUUAUAAAGAUGUGCAUUUGCCUGAUUAUAACACCUCCAUAGACAUACACAGUCAUCGUCUGACACGCCCACAAAAACCUCCUCCGGCCCUAAAAUGGGAGGGGUUGCAGGACCUGAGGGAGAGAACCAAGGGUUCACUUAUACCGGAGACACUGAAACAGAUGGAAGAAGAUGAAGACUUCAAAUUCGCAGCUGCAAAACUUAAAGAACUUGGGCAGAAGAAAUUAACGAAAGAGGAGAGAAAGCGCAGACAGAGGGCCCUGACAAAUCUGAAUAUUCCAGACUUUGAAGUGUUUUGGAAACAGAAAAGGGCAGAAACAAAAGAACAAAGGAAUGGGGAGGACAUUCUAAAGAAAAAGAAGAUCAAUGUCCUACAGGUAAAUAUAGGUCUAUACUGUAACCAAGCUUGCAGCCACUGUCAUGUCGAGUCAUCACCAAAACGUAAGGAAAUGAUGAACCGAGAGAUCGCAGAAAGGUGUCUGUACAUUCUUAGAAAUAGCCCUUCCAUCCAUACACUGGACCUUACAGGAGGUGCCCCAGAGCUGUGUGAUGAGUUCAGGUUCCUUGUUAGUGAGGGCAGAAAGCUGGGAAAGACCAUCAUUGUUAGGAGUAACCUCACUGUACACACUGAGCCAGGACAGGAGGACACUGCUGAGUUUAUGAGGGAUCAUCGGGUUAACAUCGUGGCAUCCCUCCCAUGUUACACAGCCAAGAACGUCAAUCAACAGAGAGGGAAGGGAGUGUUCGAUCGAAGCAUACAGGCCCUCCUCAAGUUCAACUCACUCGGAUAUGGAGAGGAGGGGUCUAGUUUGAAGUUGGAUCUAGUCUAUAAUCCUUUAGGUGCCUUUUUGCCCCCAUCCCAAGGGCCGCUAGAGGAAAAGUAUAAAGAAGAACUAAACAAGUUCUUUGGUAUCAGUUUUAAUGAGCUCUUUACUAUCACCAACAUGCCAAUCAAAAGAUUCGCUGACUUCCUGUAUAGAAGGAGUGAGUUGAAGGAUUACAUGGAACUCCUGGUUAGGAACUAUAACAUCCACACAGUAGACAACUUGAUGUGUCGCAAUCUGAUCAACAUUAACUGGAAUGGCAAAAUCUAUGACUGCGACUUCAACCAGCAGCUUGAAAUUGGCAUAAAUAAGAACAUGGUCAAAGAUCCCAUGACGGUGUUUGACAUCUCCUCCACCAGCGAGUUGGAGGAUAUUCACAUCCAGACAGACAACCACUGCUUUGGUUGUACCGCGGGGAUGGGCUCCAGCUGAGGAGGAGUGGUGGUGUAAGGGAUACCGAGGCUUCUGUCUCUCCCUCACACCACACAAAAAUGUUAGUAUCUGUGCAGUAGCUAGCAACACUGCUUGUCAUCAAUUUAAAUGCACUCUUUUAUAGCGGCGUGCAUAUGUCUUUUUUUUUUAUAACAUGUAUCGAUUAUUUAGACUGUGGUUGUGCUUUGAAUACAGGUGCUAUAUUCAUAGCUAUGGGUAUCUUAUUUAUUGAUAAUUUUAUUUUUUUUAGUGGAAUUUGAACCUAGUCAUUACACAGUUUAAUUUUUACAUUCAUAAUCUAUAUACAUUGAAUCAAUGCCCACCGUAUGUGUUAGAGACUCUCUGGGAAAUGUUCAAGCUUUUGGUGCAUGAGGCAUACUGCACAGAUACUAUACAGAGGUUUGGAUCACUGUACACUGUAUGAAGACUGCCGUGUAACCCGGACGAAGGAUGCAGCAGUUGGAACGGAUGUGUCUGUUUAUAACUAGUGAGAAUGGCCUUAUAUAAAACUCACUUUUUAAUUUUGUUGUUGUGAAUUGUUGAAGUGGGCCUUGCUAUAUCAAACAGUCAUAAAAAAAAAGCUAGUCCUACCUACGAAGCAUGUUUUGUUUCCUUUAGUCAAUACAGAGCAAAUUCAUGAACCUAGAUGUAUAAGUCGUUGAAUUGUAUGUUUUUUAAACAUCAUAAUAUACCUAUUUUUAGAGGUAGACUAUAAGUAACUAUGUAAAUUGAAAUUUACUUUUCAUGACAAUAUCACAACAUUUUUAGCUUUAAUGUAUAUGUUUUUUUUUUUUAAAUGAUAUGAUUUUUGCAUAUGUACAAGGCAUUUUAUAGUCAGCAAAGUCUAUUGCAAUUCGUUCCCUUCCAUAUUUAAACCACUCUUCAAAAACCUUUUAAUAUUUACAACGUCUUUAAAACUAGCAAAUCAUUUUCUUCCAGAUUUUGUAUGUAGCAUGUAUAUAAUAAAGGGAAGCAUGAUUAUGGUCCUUGUCCCAUUUGGACCCUAAAGAAUGGGGCCAAAACUUUACAAUCCUUAAACAUUUAAUUCUUUAAUCCUAAACAUUUAAUUCUUUAAUCCUAAACAUGCAUAUAUUGUUUUGGUGAAAUCUGUAGUUAGAAUUAGCAUACCACAAUUGAUUUUAUGGUCCCUGGGUCAGGUAAAUAGGCCUCAGAUUAGUCUAAUUAAAUGAGAUAUUGAUUGUUCAUGUUAAGGAGGCCCUUUACAUCAUCAUAAUGGCUGACUUCUUUUUAAAACAUGGAUGAAAAUAUAAAUAUCAGCAAUAUUUGCCUAUUCAUUUCAAACCUCAGUGCCUAGCUGAGUAGCUCAGUAGGUUAUCAUGUUGACUACUGAACUGUAGAUCGCAGGUUCGAGUCCAGCAGGGGUUUUAAAUUUUUUUCAGAUUGCUUUCAACUAAAACUGCAGUUUUUGACUAAAUGAAGGUUUUCAAUUUCAAAAUAUUGUUGUACAUAUAAUCCUCCAUUUUUCGUCCAUAUCAAAUUUCCCUGAUGUAGCAUACCUCCUUAAAAACAAACUUGAAUUGUACAUGUAAUGCACAUGUAUUGUUUAAUAUGAUGGUUGAUUCAUGUAUAUUUUUGAACUUCUACGAAUGAAGAUUGGAGAUACAUCGUGA
Messenger RNA from Ostrea edulis (European flat oyster), 3533 nucleotides. RefSeq lists its product as uncharacterized. The coding region runs from base 559 to 1902 and encodes 447 amino acids. Gene Ontology annotation, molecular function: catalytic activity; iron-sulfur cluster binding. NCBI's taxonomy places the organism in Eukaryota, Metazoa, Mollusca, Bivalvia, Ostreida, Ostreidae. The transcript has 9 exons. The record is from RefSeq and is a predicted model, not a curated record.